Messenger RNA from Coregonus clupeaformis (lake whitefish), 877 nucleotides. It is a transcript of the gene phlpp2, whose product is annotated as PH domain and leucine rich repeat protein phosphatase 2. Gene Ontology annotation, molecular function: protein binding. The annotation marks the transcript as partial. The transcript is spliced from 5 exons. The record is from RefSeq and is a predicted model, not a curated record. NCBI's taxonomy places the organism in Eukaryota, Metazoa, Chordata, Actinopteri, Salmoniformes, Salmonidae.
AGUGUCCGGUGAACGCGGACCAGCAGGAGCGGACCCUGCUGACGGGCGUGUUCAGCGUCAGGAAGGGCAAGACCCAGCUGCACAAGUGGGCAGAGCGCCAGGUCCUCCUGUGUGGCACCUGUCUGAUUGUGGCCUCUGUCAAAGACAGCCUGACGGGGAAGAUGCACAUCCUGCCUCUGGUGGGGGGAAAGGUGGAGGAGGUGAAGAGGAGACAGCACUGUCUGAUGUUCAGCUCAGCUGGACCCCAGGCCCAGACAUACUUUGUUAACUUCGACACACUGGCAGACUAUCAGAGGUGGCAUCGGCAGGCUUCAAAAGUGGUUUCUCAGACCAUCAGCCUGGUGGAUCUGUCAUGCUACAGUCUGGAGGAGGUGCCAGAGUACCUGUUCUACAGCCAGGACAUCACCCACCUCAACCUCCGACACAACUUCAUGUCCCUGCAGGGCCCCGGAGGACUGCUCAACCUCCCCAGGUUUUCCCAGCUGAAGAGCCUGAACCUUUCGCAUAACCGCCUGGGAGUGUUUCCAGAGUCUGUCUGUGAGAUCCUCACCCUGACAGAGCUCAACCUCUCCUGUAACGGCAUGAACACAGUCCCCAGACAGAUAGGUAACCUCCAGAGUCUGCAGACCCUGUCUCUGGAUGGGAAUCACUUGAGCUUCCUGCCCGAAGAGCUUGGCGGCCUAGCUCAGCUCAGCAGCCUGGGGCUUUCCUUCAACAACUUCCCCCACAUCCCUGGUGUUCUGGAUAGGCUGAGCGGCAUGGACAGGCUAGCCAUGGCUGGGAACCGGGUGGAGACCCUGGAGCUGGGGAUCCUGGCCAGGAUGAGCCACCUCAAGAACAUCGACCUGCGGUGAGGAACUAGACCAGUCUGUACUCU